Molecule: messenger RNA, 1206 nt
Organism: Drosophila eugracilis
Lineage: Eukaryota; Metazoa; Arthropoda; Insecta; Diptera; Drosophilidae
Product: sulfhydryl oxidase 1-like
Exons: 1
Coding region: 1-1206 (401 amino acids)
Biological process (GO): protein folding
Cellular component (GO): Golgi membrane
Molecular function (GO): protein disulfide isomerase activity; flavin-dependent sulfhydryl oxidase activity
Source: RefSeq, a predicted model, not a curated record
AUGCGCUAUUUUCCCUCUAAUUUUAUCAAAUCGACUUCAGAUAUUGGUAAAGAAGUUGGUGCAGAAAGUCUUCACCCUAAUAAUGUUGUGAGAGAGCUAGCUGGAUUACUGGCGAAAAAUGACUACAGUGGAACCAACGAACUUAAGCCCAUCUUUCAGCACCUUCAGUCAAAUGAAACCAAGGAAAGCAUUUUCAAUCGCUAUGCUGGGAAGGUGUUUUAUAUUUUGCUUGUUCUUGAGCCACCGGAAUCCCAGAUUGGAAUAGAAAUUGUUCUCGAUCUACUACCCUAUCCCGAUGUGGCAGUCCGAAUUCUUAAAAAUGAAGAUCUCUUUACCAAUCUCGGAGUAAAACCAAGUGGCGAAAAGAUAGCGCUCUUAGACAGAAGUGGAAAAGAGCAAUCUCUAACAAUUUCUGGCCAAAAUAGUUCGGAUUACGUGGACAGUGUUUCUCAGUUUCUGGUUCAGACCUCACCGCCAACAAUCUAUCAAGCUGACUUGGAAUUAGCUAUCUAUCAAAUCACACACAUCGAAAUACCCAAAGUUUCAUUGCUAACUGGCUAUAAGUUAAAGGCUCUUCGCCACAAUAUGAGGCUGUUAAAUAAAUAUGGUCCCUUGAGAAAAAAUGGAAAGCAUUUAAUGAAAAGCCUUGUAAAAUAUGUAAAGUCGAAUGAUGAAAUCACUGGAGAGCAGUUCUUCAAUAAAGUGAACGAAACCCAGGAAGGCCCUUGGAAAUCGUUUUCGGGCACGCGAUUCAUCGGAUGUGUGGGCUCUAAGGACUUUGCGCGACGUAUUACCUGUUCCUUUUGGGUAUUGUUUCAUCACCUUACCGUAAGGGCUGCCGAAAUUCGAACUUAUCCACCCAGCUCUGUGAUAAUAGGACUUUACGGCUUUGUUAAGUACUUUUUCUCCUGCUCGGUAUGUACCAAACAUUUUCAAAAGAUGGCCAAGAGAAGAAGAAUAGCAUCCGUGAGAACGCAUGACCAGGAGAUCCUUUGGCUGUGGGAAGCCCAUAAUGAGGUGAACCAACUAUUGUCUGGAGAUGCCACAGAGGAUCCGAAGUUCCCAAAAGUACAGUUUCCACAGAGGAAACACUGUCCAUCCUGCUAUAGGAGUAGAACGAAUAGAUGGAACAAGGCUGAGGUACUGAGAUACUUAAAACGGAUUUACAGUACUAAAAAUCUCAGCUUUAAUGGAAUAUCCACCUAA